AUGCGCGGCCACGCGGACAUCCACGAGCUCUACCUCUGCGGGAUGGCUCAGGUCGCCGUCCGCCGCAGCGCGGGGCAGUGCGAGGCGUUCUGGGGCGAGUACGCCGCGCACGAAGGCCUGAUCCUCUUCCUCGGCGACCAAGCUCCAUCUCUGAAGAGUCUUUGCCUCAUCUCUUGCCACCGUGUCUACAUUGAAGAAUUGGUGGAGGCAAUGAACAAGUUCCCUCUACUAGAGGAGCUCGAGCUCUCAUUGUGUUCAAAUAUAGGUGGGAAGCAUAUGUUUCAGGUCAGCAAAGCAUGCCCGCAGCUAAGGCACUUCAGAAAGAGUGAGCUUCGGUUCUACAAUCUCCAAGACGACAGUGAUGGCGAAGACGCAGAUAGUGAGUUUAGGUACAACAAGAACGAUGUCGCCAAAGGAAUCGCAACCAUGCUCCAGCUACGCUCCCUGCUCCAGCUACGCUCCCUACAGCUCUUUGCCAGCAACCUCACCAAGGAAGGGCUGGUGGCGAUCCUCGACAACUGCGUCCACCUCGAGUCCCUUGACAUUCGCCACUGCUUUAACAUCGUCAUGGACGACGCCCUGCGAGCAAAGUGCUCCAGGAUCAAGACGCUGAGGCUUCCCCACGACUCGACAGAUGACUACGACAUUGAGGCUUUGAGCCCUCUCUGGUCAGGUCUUGGUAUGGGCAUUAGCUCUGACAGUGAUGGAGAUUGCUUCUAUGGUGGGCCUGACUACAUUCUGGACUCAGAUGAGUACGACGAUUACUGUGAUCCUGAGCGCUACCUUGACGGCGUCUACAUCGGAUGA
Messenger RNA from Triticum turgidum subsp. durum (durum wheat), 807 nucleotides. Lineage: Eukaryota; Viridiplantae; Streptophyta; Magnoliopsida; Poales; Poaceae. The record is from the annotation of a GenBank genome assembly.